Molecule: messenger RNA, 764 nt
Organism: Ochotona curzoniae (black-lipped pika)
Lineage: Eukaryota; Metazoa; Chordata; Mammalia; Lagomorpha; Ochotonidae
Gene: IFT22
Product: intraflagellar transport 22
Exons: 5
Coding region: 29-586 (185 amino acids)
Biological process (GO): intracellular protein transport
Cellular component (GO): endomembrane system
Molecular function (GO): GTPase activity
Source: RefSeq, a predicted model, not a curated record
CGGGCUCAGAGACAGCUCUAAAACCAGGAUGCUCAAAGCCAAGAUUCUCUUCGUGGGGCCCUGCGAGAGUGGGAAGACAGUUUUGGCCAACUUCCUAUCCGAAUCCUCUGACAUUACCGAAUACAACCCAACACAGGGAGUGAGAAUUGUGGAGUUCGAGAAGCCGCAGAUCAGCAGCAACAGCCAAGGCCCCGGCUGCGAAUUCGAGCUCUGGGACUGUGGCGGCGACAGAAAGUUCGAGUCCUGCUGGCCGGCCCUGAUGAAGGACGCGCAGGGAGUGGUGAUCGUGUUCAACGCUGACGUGCCAAGCCACCUGAAGGAGCUCGAGAUGUGGCAUUCCUGUUUCGUGCAGCCUCUACUCCUGCAGGACGCCCAGUGCCUGCUGAUCGCACACCACAAGCCGGGCUCCGCGGCUGGCAGGGGGAGCCUGAGCCUGGCGCCGCCCCUGAACAAGCUGAAGCUGGUACAUUCCAACCUGGAGGAGGACCCCGAGGAGAUCCGGGCGGAAUUCGUCAAGUAUCUAAAAGGCAUCGCGAGCUCAGUGUCCGAGAGCAGGGACCGCGAGGAGAUGUCCAUCAUCACGUGACUGCCACCCAGGUCCAGAGCCCACACACCACUGGCAGCUCCCCCCACAACCCGCUCCUCCACUAACCUGCCCCCUGGGCCGCUGGCCAGGCAUCCCCUGACAUGCUGCCCCAGGAGUAGACCGCUCCCCUUAGCUCAGGAGAGGAUACCCGUGGUUCCAGGCCUUUCCAAGGAGCUGG